Molecule: messenger RNA, 4648 nt
Organism: Candoia aspera
Lineage: Eukaryota; Metazoa; Chordata; Lepidosauria; Squamata; Candoiidae
Gene: GANAB
Product: glucosidase II alpha subunit
Exons: 25
Coding region: 26-2941 (971 amino acids)
Biological process (GO): carbohydrate metabolic process; N-glycan processing
Cellular component (GO): glucosidase II complex
Molecular function (GO): carbohydrate binding; glucan 1,3-alpha-glucosidase activity
Source: RefSeq, a predicted model, not a curated record
GGGGCGGGCUCCAGCAGAAUCCAAGAUGGCGGAGGCGGAUGCGUCCGGGAGGAUGACAGCUGCCGUUUGGUUGACCCUUCUCCUGGCGGUGGUGUCGGCGGUGGACCGAAGCAACUUCAAGACCUGUGACCAGAGUUCCUUUUGCAAGCGUCAGAGGAACCUGAAGCCCGGGAGCUCCCCUUACAGGGCCCUGCUGGAAUCCCUGCAGUUCAGCCAAGAUUCCAUGAAAAUCCAGCUUAUUAACGAAGCCAACAAGGUUCCUCUCCUCCUUGAGUUUUAUGGCUUGAAAGGGAACAUGACCCGCCUCCGGAUCAACGAGUUGACUCCCCUCAAGGCCCGCUAUGAGGUACCCGAUGUCUUAGUCCAGGACCCUCCCACCACCAGACUGUCUGUCACAGGCCGCGACGAGAACAGUGUGGAACUGUCGCUGGGGGACGGGAUCCGCAAGGUGAUCCUGACGGCGAAGCCAUUUCGCAUGGACCUGCUGGUGGGGUGGGAGCUGGUGCUGAGCGUCAAUUCCCGGGGCCUGCUUGUCUUUGAGCACCUGCGCCAGAGAAAGGACUCUUUCUCGGAUAAAGUUAGUAGCACGGUCGUUAGCAUUUGGGAUAGCAUCAAGAACCUUUUCUCUAGAACGCCGACCAAGGAACCAGACCCGGACGGGGCAGAGGCUGCGGAGGCCUCUAAUGCCCCUUUGCCUUUGGAGGAGGAACCGACUGAGAAAACGGAGCAGCUUGAGGACACAUCCAAAAGGGAGGGUGAGGCUGAAGAGGAUCCUGGAACCUGGGAAGAAACUUUUAAGACCCACACAGAUAGAAAACCCAAUGGGCCAACGUCGGUGGGACUUGAUUUCUCGUUCCCGGGAGUGGAGAAUGUCUAUGGCAUUCCAGAACAUGCAGACAACCUUCGUCUUCGAACCACUGAGGGAGGGGAUCCGUACCGUCUCUAUAACUUGGACGUCUUCCAGUAUGAACUCUACAACCCAAUGGCGCUCUACGGAUCGGUUCCGGUGUUGCUAGCUCACAGCGCCCAGCGCACCCUUGGCAUUUUUUGGCUCAAUGCGGCCGAGACCUGGGUGGAUAUCACCUCCAACACAGCUGGCAAGACCCUUUUUGGGAAGAUGCUGGAUUACAUACAGGGAGGAGGAGAAACGCCACAGACAGAUGUUCGCUGGAUGUCGGAGAGUGGAAUUAUAGAUGUGUUCCUCCUGCUAGGACCUUCACCUGCCGACGUUUUCAAGCAGUACACGUCCCUCACAGGCACCCAGGCCCUGCCUCCGCUCUUUGCCCUGGCCUAUCACCAGAGCCGCUGGAACUACAACGAUGAAGAGGAUGUGAACGCUGUGGACAACGGCUUUGACGAGCACGACAUCCCGUAUGACAUCAUCUGGCUGGACAUUGAACACACCGACGGCAAGCGCUACUUCACCUGGGACCCCAACAAGUUCCCACAUCCCCGGGAGAUGCUUCAACACCUGACGGCCAAGAGACGGAAGAUGGUGAGCAUCGUAGACCCACACAUCAAAGUAGAUACCGGCUACCGAGUCCACAAUGAGAUUCGCUCCCGGGACUUUUAUGUCAAAACCAAGGAUGGGAAUGACUAUGAAGGCUGGUGCUGGCCAGGGUCAGCGGGCUACCCGGAUUUCACUAACCCUCAGAUGCGUGCCUGGUGGUCCAGCAUGUUUGCUUACGACCAGUACGAGGGAUCCACGGAGAACCUCUAUACCUGGAACGACAUGAACGAACCCUCCAUCUUCAAUGGCCCCGAGGUCACCAUGCACAAGGACGCUGUCCACCAAGGGGACUGGGAGCAUCGGGACGUCCACAACCUGUAUGGCUUCUAUGUGCAAAUGGCAACAGCCCAGGGCCAGGAGCAGCGGUCUGGCGGUGUGGAGCGGCCCUUCGUGUUGACCCGAAGCUUCUUUGCGGGUUCACAACGUUACGGCGCUGUAUGGACAGGGGACAACUCAGCAGAGUGGGACCACUUAAAGAUCUCCAUCCCCAUGUGCCUCAGCCUGGGUCUAGUGGGCAUCUCUUUCUGCGGAGCCGACGUGGGCGGCUUCUUCAAAAACCCUGAGCCGGAGUUACUGGUACGCUGGUACCAAGUGGGAGCCUAUCAGCCUUUCUUCCGGGCGCACGCACACGUGGACACCACCCGCCGGGAACCCUGGCUCUUUGGCGAGGAGAACAAAGCCCUGAUCCGGGAUGCCAUUCGCGAGCGCUACGCCCUGCUUCCCUUUUGGUACACCCUGUUGUAUCAGUCUUACCGGACUGGCCAGCCCGUCAUGAGACCUCUCUGGGUAGAAUAUCCCCAAGAUCCUACCGUGUACGGCAUUGAUGAUCAAUAUCUGCUUGGCGAUGCACUGUUGGUUCACCCCGUAACAGCCCAAGGAGCUCGAGGCGUGCAGGUCUAUUUGCCUGGCAAAGGAGCGGUUUGGUACGAUGUCCACACCCACCAGAAACUCCACGCGCCCCAGACACUUUAUUUAACCGUCACCAUGAGCAGCAUUCCAGUCUACCAGCGUGGUGGCAGCAUUGUGGCUCGAAAGGAGCGGGUCCGACGUUCUUCGGACUGCAUGCAGAACGAUCCUUACACGCUCUAUGUGGCUCUAGGGCCCCAGGGGACUGCGCAAGGAGAUCUUUUUGUGGACGACGGGCACACGUAUAACUUUGAGACGAAAGGACAGUACCUGCACCGGCUCUUCCGUUUCUCUGGCAACGUGCUGACUGCCAGCACCGCUGACCCAAAAGGCAGCUUUGAAACUCUGGCCUGGAUCGAACGGGUGGUGAUCCUGGGAGCGGGGAAGCCGGCGGCGGUGUUCCUCAAGCAGGACGGUGCAGCAGAGACUCGCCUUGAUUUCACUCACGAAGCUGAAACGUCUGUUUUAACCGUCCGCAAGCCUGCUGUCAACGUUGGAGCAGACUGGAGCAUCUCGCUACGAUAAUGGCACGAGGCGGGGGCGGGGGAGACAAGGGUUAGCUGGGCAGAGGGGCAGGGAGAUGUUUGGGCGGGGUUGAGGAGCUCUAGGUGUGGAUCCUAUUCCUGAUGCAAGGAGUAGGUAGAUCUGGAAGCUCCCCACCAGCACCGAAUCUCAGGUCCAGUGUUCCAUUCCAGAAGGCAUGGCGUGGAGGAGGAAUAUCUUUCCCCUUCCCCCCUGGACCCCGCCCUCCCUCCCUCCCUUCUCUGUCUUCCUUCCUUCCUUCCUUCCUUCCUUCCUUCCUUCCUUCCUUCCUUCCUUCCUUCCUUCCUUCCAAUUCUCCUUCCUUCCUUCCAAUUCUCCCUCCCUCCCUCCCUCCCUUCCUUCCUCCCAAUUCUCCUUCCUUCCUUCCUUCCUUCCUUCCUUCCUUCCUUCCUUCCUUCCUUCCUUCCAGUUCUUUUUCCUUCCUUCCUUCCUUCCUUCCAAUUCUUUUUCCUUCCUUCCUUCCUUCCAAUUCUUUUUCCUUCCUUCCUUCCUUCCUUCCUUCCUUCCUUCCUUCCUUCCUUCCUUCCUUCCUUCCUUCCUUCCUUCCUUCUCCCCUCCCUCCCUCCCUCCUUCUAACUCUUAGCAAUAUUUGCUGUAAAAUGAGGAAUCUCCUGACAACGCUGGAUACAACUCAUUUUCCCUGUGUUCCCCCCCCCCUCUCCUCUCCUCAUUUUUUUCUGGCAAUGCAAACCUGGGUUGAAUUUUUCCAGAGUGGAUGGGGCUAUAUCUUUUUCUCCACACCCCUCUUUGUCUCACCUCUGCCCACUCGUUCUGGCUGAAGUUUUAAAUCUGUUUCUGGAGCAAUUAAAAACAAACAAACAGAAAACCAAAUUGACCGGGAGGCAAGGACUGCCUUUUAACCCCCUUUCCUUGCCAGCUGGUGAAUGUAUUGAAAAGUCGUCUCCCCCACCACCCCAACCCCAUAUGCAACCACUUGCUAUUUGCAAGAAUUUGUAUAUGCAGCCAGAUCAUAAAUCUUACCAAGCUCCCUGGAUCUUGCUUCUCCUGCUGAAUCCUUUUGGGGGGGGGGGUAUAAUUCUGUUUCUGAGGGAGGGGGUGGUCCAGGUGUCAGUGAAUCACUGUCACUUCUAUUUAUGGGGUUUUUUUAAUUUUGGUUGGGGUGGGUAGACAAGACAGAUCAUGUGAAGAUAAAAGGGUGGGCUUUGUGGCUGGGUUAGAAACCGGACCUAGGCUUGUGAGCAAGUGGAAAUGGAUGUUUUUGUCCUGCACAGGGACCAAGGAAAAGAGGUGGGGGGGAACCAUGGGGGCAUGAGCUGCUAGAAAAACAGCCCCCUUCCUUGCCGGAAAGAGAGAAGUAGGGGUCCAUCUGCCUGGGACUGGAGAACGGGCUGGAAUUUUUUUCCUUUUAGCUGCUGUACCUCCUGGCUCCCAACUUUGCUCCUGCCAACAGGCGAGAAGCUUUUGUUUUGUGGUUCUGUUAUCCGUCGGUGUAUAUGUGGAUUAACAUUCCUGAUUCUGGCUGGUUCUCCCUUAUGUGUUUGCAGGCAAAAGGCACAGAGCAGGGCUUUUAGUAAAAUUUCCUUCUUAACACACACACACACACACACACACGUGCGCACACAAACAUCUUUUCUAUCCCUCCCCAAUUGCAAUGACAUCUGCAGGUAAAGCUUUUACUGACUGGAGUGUUUUGAGAAAAGAUGGAGAAUAAAAAAAAAAUGCCACAAA